AUGGCCAAUGCCGCUGAUUUAGAUUUGGACGGGCUGAUCUCCCGCCUUCUCGUGGUUCGCGGCUCUAGACCCGGCAGAAACGUUCAGUUGACUGAGUCGGAGAUCCGCUUUUUGGCCAUCAAGUCACGGGAAAUCUUUCUUCAACAGCCUAUAUUGUUGGAGUUAGAAGCCCCAUUAAAAAUUUGCGGAGACGUUCACGGCCAGUAUUAUGAUCUGCUAAGAUUGUUUGAAUAUGGCGGCUUUCCGCCUGAAGCUAAUUAUUUGUUCCUUGGAGAUUAUGUGGAUCGCGGAAAACAAUCAAUCGAGACUAUAGCGCUUCUUCUCGCCUAUAAGAUAAAGUAUCCUGAAAACUUUUUCUUGCUUCGUGGAAAUCAUGAAUGUGCUUCAAUCAACCGCAUUUAUGGCUUCUAUGACGAGU
Messenger RNA from Dicrocoelium dendriticum, 418 nucleotides. Lineage: Eukaryota; Metazoa; Platyhelminthes; Trematoda; Plagiorchiida; Dicrocoeliidae. The record is from the annotation of a GenBank genome assembly.